AGAGGACCCACCAUUGAUACCAAGGUAUUUCGCUAAUGUGCUAGCUAGCCUAUGGAAAAUAGACUAGGUGGCACGUAGGCUACAGUAUAUCUGUAGGAUAUUGGCAGCCCAUGGGAGACUUACUCUAUGUGCAGGUUGUUGUUCAAGCCCUGCUCUAACACCUUGAUCAGCUAGUCAAGGCCGUAAUAUACUAAAAUAUCCAGGAGAGUUGACCACCCUCCCCAAAAUAUUUUGUUUUUAUCUCACAGACUUCAAUCCUUGACUACUAUAUAUAUUCAUGACAUGAAGGGGCUUUUUUGCAGAUAUGUGUAUUUUAACAUGGACAGGGAGGAUGGCAUGAUGUCAAGAUGGUUGAUAUUCAAACCGUGUUCCUUCCUUGCAGUUUGUCUAGAGAUGCCAGCCUAUGGAGGAUGACAGUGGCAGUGAUCGUGAAGAUGAGUUGCCUCAAGUUGUCAUUCUCAAAAAGGGAGAUCUGAGCGCUGAAGAAGUGUUACAGAUAAAAGGGGUAAAGGAUGGUACAGAAAAAGGUAAGAACAAUUAAUUGUACAAAUAAAUUGUUUUUAAAAAGCCUAAACUAUCAAGGGAACUUGGUGUUAAUUGGCGUGUGUGUCUGACUGUGUUGUCUGUACUGUGUGUCUGAACUUAAUUGCCUCUUCUCCUUGCCCCUACGAAGACAAGCCUCCUGCGGACGGCAAGAUCCUGUUCAAGAAGCCCACGAAGCGCUCCUCAGACAAGUUCAGGGCAUCACCGCCAGCUCUAGCAAGAAGAGAAGAGUGA
Molecule: messenger RNA, 777 nt
Organism: Coregonus sp. 'balchen'
Lineage: Eukaryota; Metazoa; Chordata; Actinopteri; Salmoniformes; Salmonidae
Source: the annotation of a GenBank genome assembly